Morus notabilis is the source of this 1182-nucleotide messenger RNA. RefSeq names its product ADP-ribosylation factor 1-like 2. The record is from RefSeq and is a predicted model, not a curated record. Gene Ontology annotation, biological process: intracellular protein transport; vesicle-mediated transport. Gene Ontology annotation, molecular function: GTPase activity; GTP binding. The coding region runs from base 263 to 844 and encodes 193 amino acids. Gene Ontology annotation, cellular component: cytoplasm. The transcript has 7 exons. Lineage: Eukaryota; Viridiplantae; Streptophyta; Magnoliopsida; Rosales; Moraceae.
UUUAUUUUCUUUUUGGUUCCUGAGGCUGAGAAAAUCGAAUUCUUUGCAUCGAGAAAGAAAGAGCGUGGAAAGAGAGAAAAAAUAGGCAAUCAGGAAAACGCUACCUUGGUUCUGUGUUCCUUCUGAGAAUCUUUCUUCUCUUUAUCUCCGUAAAGAAGAAAGAUCGAUCGACCAAGUCAAUCUCAUCGCCAUUAAUUUGUUUCCUUGGAAGUGGAUGAGCGAGUUUUAAGACCAAUUAUUACCAGAGAAAAGCCUCAUAGUUAUGGGUCAAGCUUUUCGCAAGCUUUUCGAUGCCUUCUUCGGCAACACUGAGAUGCGAGUUGUAAUGCUAGGCUUGGAUGCGGCUGGUAAAACUACCAUUCUAUACAAGCUGCACAUUGGAGAAGUUUUGUCAACUGUUCCCACAAUUGGUUUCAAUGUGGAGAAAGUACAGUAUAAGAACGUAAUAUUCACAGUUUGGGAUGUUGGCGGGCAAGAGAAGCUAAGGCCAUUAUGGAGGCAUUACUUCAAUAACACAGACGGACUGAUCUAUGUUGUUGAUUCCUUGGACCGAGAGAGAAUUGGAAAAGCAAAGGCAGAAUUUCAGGCUAUCAUCAGUGAUCCAUUUAUGCUCAAUAGUGUCAUCUUGGUGUUUGCUAAUAAACAGGACAUGAAAGGAGCAAUGACACCAAAGGAAGUGUGUGAAGGACUGGGUCUCUUUGAUCUUAAGAAUAGGAAAUGGCACAUACAAGGGGCUUGUGCACUUCGUGGAGACGGCCUUUAUGAGGGUUUGGAUUGGUUGGCUGGGACACUCAAAGAGAUGCGAGCUGCUGGGUACUCUUCAGUUGGCACCUCGUCAUUCUAAUUUGAAGGUUUGGUUGGAGUAAAGGAGUUCUUCAAUUGUCAAAAGCCACAGAAUUGACCUUUUGCGUGUUGAGGAGCAAUGAACUGAAAUUUUUUGGAUUGUUUCCGAAGCUAAUGAUGUUCAAUAGGUGCUUUUUCCUCGGCCUUGAUGGCACUCAAAAAGUUGUAACUUCCUCCAAUGUAUAUUAAAGAUUAUCCAGGGUGUGCCAUUGAUUAAAAUAGACCUGGAUUCUAGCUUUCUGUAUGCUUUUGAUCUCCUGUUUAACCCACUCUGCAUAUAUUCUUAUAUCUUGUAGACCGAGGAUUGAUAAUAGUUAUAAGAUAUUGCAUAUUUCUCUC